This is a messenger RNA of Marasmius oreades (fairy-ring Marasmius), 690 nucleotides long. RefSeq lists its product as uncharacterized. NCBI's taxonomy places the organism in Eukaryota, Fungi, Basidiomycota, Agaricomycetes, Agaricales, Marasmiaceae. The transcript has 4 exons. The record is from RefSeq and is a predicted model, not a curated record. The coding region runs from base 1 to 690 and encodes 229 amino acids.
AUGUGGGAGAUGUUGGACGAUGUUUCAGGGGAUGGGCAGCCUGACCCUGGGUACAUGGUGGAAGUUCAAUGGUUGGGACAUAGAUCUGAGCUGGUUUUUGACAUGGAUGGCAAUCUAUGUAUAUUUGUUCCAAAGAUUCUAUCCAGUCCUGUUUUCAAGCCAGAAGCUUGGGAAAAUGCACCAGAAGCAAAAAAAGGGAAAAACAUAUCAAACAGCCCUUCUCUGGGCUCUAGGAAACUGUUAAGCCUGGCUGAGCAGCUUGCCUGCCACCCCAGCGAGCUCGAGUCAGAUGUAGAUGAUGAAAGCGUACUACAGGAUAAGAAGGUUCAGGAUGUUGAAAAAGAGUUUGAAUUUGAGAUUGGGAAACCUGUAGUUCCAGUUGUGCCUGGCUUCCUCAUCGGAGACAAGGUACUGAAAGAGUUUCUGCUCACACUUCCAAGGUGCAAUCUGCAAUUGUUUACUACUUCAUCUGAUCAGACUGAAUUCACCCUUCGGGGCCGGUCUUCAUUCUGGAAGACGAACAAAACACCACCGCCACCACCCUUCGAACCACCCUUGCAACCAUCUCCUGUUCUAAUGACCAGUGGAGGCCUAUUCAACCGUCCAGGGAUGGAACCAGUCACUCUCCUCCACAAGUCACUGGUACGACGGGACGUAUUGUACGUCGACUAUAGUGGUCGGCGACCAUAG